This is a messenger RNA of Cygnus atratus (black swan), 983 nucleotides long. RefSeq names its product feather keratin Cos1-2. The record is from RefSeq and is a predicted model, not a curated record. Gene Ontology annotation, molecular function: structural constituent of cytoskeleton. Lineage: Eukaryota; Metazoa; Chordata; Aves; Anseriformes; Anatidae. Gene Ontology annotation, cellular component: intermediate filament. Bases 1 to 435 code for a protein of 144 amino acids. The transcript has 3 exons.
AUGCCUCUGGGCAUGGGGCAGCUAAGGCCCACUAUAAAAGCCAGCCCAUCUCCGUGCUCUCUCAUCCACUUCUCUGGCCUUCUUCUCCUUGGGAACAAGGUGCACCUCCUGCCCCCAGACAUGUCCUGCUACGACCAGUGCCGGCCGUGCCUUCCAUGCCAGCCCUGCGGCCCGACCCCGCUGGCCAGCAGCUGCAAUGAGCCCUGCGUCAGGCAGUGCCAGAACUCCACCAUCGUCAUCCAGCCCUCUCCUGUGGUGGUGACCCUGCCCGGCCCCAUCCUCAGCUCCUUCCCGCAGAACACCGUUGUGGGAUCCUCCACCUCUGCCGCCGUUGGCAGCAUCCUCAGCUGUGACGGAGUCCCCAUCAACUCCGGGUGCUGUGACCUCUCCUGUAUUACCAGCCGCUACUGUGGCAGCAGGUGCCGCCCCUGCUAAAGAUGUCAGCCAGUGCCCCAGACCAGGACCUCAGGAACUUAGAACAUGCUGCUGGACAAAAAUGAAUGGAAGAACAGACCUCGUGCUGUUGUUCUAAGAGGACCUGACCAUCUCUGGCUUGUCCUGUAAAGACAGACAGGAAGGGGCCAGCCUGGAUUCUAUGACUACAUGACCGAUGUACACCUAUCCUGUUUUCCACACACUCUUUUUCUUUCUUUUCUUUCUUGCCCUCUGCUUUCCGUGAGGCCCCCAGAAACCAGCCUGGAGUGACCUGCUAGCCCCUCUCCCCUUGUGGGCCAGGUCGAUUGAUGCCCUGUUGCAAGUCUGCCAUUGGAAAAGCUGAACAGAUUUUUUUGUCUGCUCCUGCUGUGCUACGAUCUCGGGGCCUCCUCUUGGAGUCACCUCAUUUCCCUCCUGAGAGUUGAUAAACAUUUGCAGCAACCCUGAGUGUGUCCCUGUGUGGUCUUUUCAUCUGCAUACAGAUGGCCAAGGGAGAAAACCAUUCCUUGCAGGCCCAGGACAGGGACUGAUGCCCAAACAUGCCCUCA